Messenger RNA from Rhinolophus ferrumequinum (greater horseshoe bat), 507 nucleotides. It is a transcript of the gene DEFB125, whose product is annotated as defensin beta 125. Gene Ontology annotation, cellular component: extracellular region. The transcript has 3 exons. Gene Ontology annotation, biological process: innate immune response. Bases 1 to 507 code for a protein of 168 amino acids. Lineage: Eukaryota; Metazoa; Chordata; Mammalia; Chiroptera; Rhinolophidae. The record is from RefSeq and is a predicted model, not a curated record.
AUGAAUCUCCUGAUGCUGACCUUCAUUAUAUGUGGGUUACUAACUCUAGUGACCAAAGCUGGCUGGGAAGCUCAAAGAUGCUGGAAGAAUAAUGUAGGACACUGCAGAAUACGGUGUUUACAUGUUGAAAGGUACAAAAUUCUUUGUAUGAACAAGCUCAAUUGCUGCACUCCCAUAAAAUUUGAUGAAUAUAGUCAAAGGCCACUACCUCCACUAUUUCCUACUAUCAAUUUUAAUACUUGGGAUGUUUUUCAUAAUUCCCCCAUAACUGGGAUCAGCUUUGACUACGACUCCCAAGAUGAAAAUUUCUACACAGGCUUUGACUACGACUCCCAAGAUGAAAAUUUCUACACAGGCUUUGACUACGACUCCCAAGAUGAAAAUUUCUACACAGGCUUUGACUACGACUCCCAAGAUGAAAAUUUCUACACAGGCUUUGACUACGACUCCCAAGAUGAAAAUUUCUACACAGGCUUUGACUACGACUUCCAAGAUGAAAAUGUCUAA